Haliotis rufescens (red abalone) is the source of this 4200-nucleotide messenger RNA. Its product is annotated as receptor-type tyrosine-protein phosphatase epsilon-like. Bases 125 to 3853 code for a protein of 1242 amino acids. NCBI's taxonomy places the organism in Eukaryota, Metazoa, Mollusca, Gastropoda, Lepetellida, Haliotidae. The record is from RefSeq and is a predicted model, not a curated record. Gene Ontology annotation, biological process: protein dephosphorylation. The transcript is spliced from 30 exons. Gene Ontology annotation, molecular function: protein tyrosine phosphatase activity.
CGAUAACAGACUGAUAGUGAAGAUGGUCGCGUCAACUCGUUGGGGGCAAUGUGGGUUUUGCAAAGAUAACGCCUAUUUACCUUCCUGCUUACCCACAGCUAUGAGGGCACGUUAGCGUUUUAAAAUGUUCAGACGGAAGAACGUAUGGUACUUUCUGUGGAUUUUCCCCGUUGUAGUCAUUGUAUGCAAUCAGCAAUUGCCACCGCAUACAGUAAAUGUGGCACUAAACAAGCCUGCAACUCAACCGGGAAACUUAGACGAUACACAAUGGUGCCAUAAAGAGACUGGUGCAGUCUGUGGUGUCAAAAAGGCAAACCUGUCCGUGGAUGGGAAUAUAGACACACAAUACUGGAAAGGUUCCUGCUCUCACGUCGCUAUACAAGACAAUCCCUGGUGGCAGGUGGACCUGGGGCAGGUGUAUAACAUCUCCUGGAUCAAGAUAUACAACAGAGCACGAAGUGAGGACCGAGUAAACUCGAUGAAAGUAACAGUGGGGAACACGACCUGUUAUACACACAAUUCAUCGAUAAAUGCGACUACCACGAUGGACAUCAGAUGUGAUAACGUGACGCAAGGCCGGCUACUUAAUGUGAGUCUGACGUCUGGUCAAAAGCUGAGUCUGUGUGAAGUACAAGUACUGGUAUGUGACGACCAUUGGUUUGGACCCAACUGCUCGAACCAGUGCCACUGUAUGAACAACGCCACCUGUGACAAGACUACCGGAUACUGUGGCAAGGGGUGUGGGGAUGGCUGGACUGGAAAUGACUGUCAGACAGAGUGCAAUAACUUCACGUUUGGUGUUAACUGUUCCAAGAAUUGUCACUGUGAUCAAAACACUACAUGUGCCAAGAUAACUGGCUACUGCAAGACCGGGUGUGCGGCUGGGUGGAUCGGGACUGGGUGUCAGACAGCGUGCCAGAACAACACGUUUGGCCUAAACUGCACCCACCAGUGUCACUGUAUGAACAACACUAGAUGUGAAAAGACAACAGGCUGCUGCCAGAACGGAUGUGCAGCAGGGUGGACCGGGAAUGUCUGCCAGACAGAGUGUAAUAACUACACGUUUGGUGUCAACUGUUCCGAGAAUUGUCACUGUGAUCAAAACAGUACAUGUGCCAAGACAACUGGCUACUGCAAGAAUGGAUGUGCGGCGGGAUGGAUCGGAAAUAGCUGUCAGACAGCGUGCCAGAACAACACGUUUGGCCUAAACUGCACACACCAGUGUCACUGUAUGAACAACACUAAAUGUGACAAGACAACAGGCUACUGCCAGAACAGAUGUUCAGCAGGGUGGACCGGGAAUGUCUGCCAGACAGAGUGCAAUACUUACACGUUUGGUGUCAACUGUUCCCAGAAUUGUCAUUGUGAUAAAAACACUACUUGUGAUAAGACAACUGGCUUCUGCGAGAACGGGUGUGCAGCAGGGUGGACGGGUUGCGGCUGCCAGACACAGUGCAACAAUUACACGUUUGGUGUCAACUGUUCCCAGAAGUGUCACUGUGACAAAAACACUAUCUGUGAUAAGGCAACAGGCUACUGUCAGAGCGGGUGUGCAGCAGGGUGGACGGGUGGCGACUGCCAUACAGAAUGCAGUAACUACAAGUAUGGUGACAACUGUUCCCAGACGUGUCACUGUAAGGAUAACACUACAUGUAACAAGACAACAGGCUACUGUCAGGGUGGAUGUGCAGCAGGGUGGGUUGGUGAUGGAUGCCAGACAGUGUGCAGUAACUCCACAUAUGGUAUCAACUGUAUCAACCAAUGCCACUGUAAGAGCAGUGGUGUUUGUGAGAAGACAACCGGACACUGUGAGAGUGGAUGUGCAGAUGGGUGGACAGGAGAAAGUUGUCAAAAACCGGAGACUGGUCUUAACCCGGCAGUUAUAGGAGGGGGUGUCGGAGGAGCUGUUGCUAUUUUGGUAGUGAUUGCUGGGAUAAUUAUUUACAAAAAAAGAGAUCUAAGCUCUGAGAAUAAUACAUCUGAAACAAAGGAUGAAGGAGGACUUAAUAUGCCUGAGAUUGAGAUGAGAAAACAAUCACAACCAGCUGCAGCUCCACACGUGGAUGACCCUGGGGCAGUGUAUGCCAACAUCCGGUCUCGGGCCGUCCGUGUCUCAGAACUUCAACAGUACAUUCAUGAACGAUAUGGCAUCGAUAAGGGAUUUGAAAACGAAUACAAUAUGUUCCCACCCGGAAAGCAACACCCCUGUGAUAUUGGCAACAGUUCCGGAAACAAGGGAAAGAACAGAUUCAUUGGAAUAUACCCUUAUGACCACUCCAGAGUUUUACUGAAGAAACUCCCAGGGAAAGAUCACUCAGACUACAUUAAUGCCAAUUAUGUGCAUGGAUACAACACCGAGAACGCAUACAUAGCAACCCAGGGUCCGAAUCCUGUCACACUUCCUGACUUCUGGAGAAUGAUAUGGGAACACGACAUCAAGCAGAUCGUUAUGCUGACCAACGUGUAUGAAACAGCGAAGAAAAAGUGUGAAGAAUACUGGCCUGAAGCUGGGAAACGUAAACCGUUUGAGAACAUCCUUGUCGUGAACAACGGAGAGACAGCACGAGCCGACUGGGUCAUCAGAAACAUGGAACUUAAACAUAAGAAGACAGGAGAGAAGAAGACAGUAUCCCAGUACCACUUCGUCACGUGGCCUGAUCAUGGCGUACCAUCAGCACCAGCCAUUGUCACCUUCUGGAAGAAAGUCUGUCAUGACGGACGUAGCGAGGAGUCGCCAUUGGUCGUCCAUUGCAGCGCUGGUAUUGGACGCACUGGGACAUUCAUUGGCCUGGAUUUCCUGUUUGACCAAGCUAAGGCUGAGGGUCGGGUAGACUUCUACCAUUGUAUACAGAAGAUGAGGGAAAACAGAGUCAAUAUGAUCCAGACAGCAGAACAGUACCGAUUCCUCCAUGAAGCUGUGUUUGAAGCCACACAGAGCGACUCUACAUUCUACACAGAGGAUACAUUUGAAAGAGCCUUUCAGACCAGUCAUUUUGCUGACGAAGAGGAAAAUGAACUUAUCUUUAAAGAAAUGAAUUCAUUGAAUGCGCUUCGACGAACACCUGGAGAAAAGGAGACUAAAGCAGCCUCGUUUUCGGAAAAUAGAACAAAGAACAGAUCACGAGCAGUAAUUCCCGCUGACAGACACAGGGUAAUGUUAUCGUCCCCAGCUCCAGGCACCAAUGACUACAUCAAUGCUGUGUCUCUACCGUUCUUUGCACACAAGGGCGAGUUUUUGGUCACUCAGAUGCCACUGAAGAAAACAGUGGUGGAUUUUUGGAGGAUGGUAGUAGAGCGAGGCUGCAACCUCAUUGUAACGCUUGAUGCACCAGACAGUGUGUCAUCAGACGAGGAUGUUGGUGUCUACUUGCCGAGGAGUAAUGAGCCCAUCACCUGCAGUCCAUUCAUUGUUCUUCACAAUGGAGUGAAUACUCCAUGUGAAGGUGUCACAGAGACCUUCCUUACUGUCAAGAGGGAAGGCUUAUACGCCAACGAGGAUAUCACAUCUGUUAGUUUGCUGACGUUCAAUGACUGGCCGAAAGAUCAGGAAGUCCCACCUCAUACGAAGACUGUCAUCAGGUUCCUCAACAACCUUGACCAGAGGAUGAUGAACUUGGCAAGCAAGCCUGUUGUAGUUCACUGCUUUGAUGGUGCUACUCGGAGCGGUUUGAUCUGUUGUCUGAUGAACAUCAUGAGUCGCCUGAAGUUGGACAAAGAAAUCGACAUCCAUCUGUCUGUGAGGGAAUUGAAGCAGCGGAGACGUCAGUUCAUACCUAGUUCCGUCCAAUUGAGGUUUUGCUUUGCAAUAGUGAAGGAUUACCUGAAUGCUAACCGUGUUUCAAGGCACCUGUGAAGCAGACAAGUAAAGCCCCGGCUAUAUCUGCAGAUGUCUACCAUAAGUCUAAAAACAAUUUAUUAGAUCCUGCUAUUUACCACGGGCAGAGGAUUAUGAGACAAACUACAGACUACCACCAACAAUCCAACCACACAGAACAACAGACACUGAACACAUCACCAUUAUAAUUUUUCCCACACAAGACACAGAAAAUACAAUCAAUUCUUAUAAAAAAACCAGCCUAUAAUACGCUGAGAUUUUGGAAAGACGAUACGUCAUACCUUGAGAAAUAUGAAAGUAUAUAUAUAUACUGACUAUAAAAGCCCAGUGUCAACCCUUGCCGAACUUGGCUGGUAUUAUGGAGU